Molecule: messenger RNA, 1290 nt
Organism: Esox lucius (northern pike)
Lineage: Eukaryota; Metazoa; Chordata; Actinopteri; Esociformes; Esocidae
Gene: myoz2b
Product: myozenin 2b
Cellular component (GO): Z disc; actin cytoskeleton
Molecular function (GO): telethonin binding; FATZ binding; actin binding
Source: RefSeq, marked provisional
AGGAGUGUGAAGAUCAGGGUUGAUCAAACUACCUAGGUUGACCCCUGAGUCUCCUUUCCUCCCAGUCAAGGAUACAGGUCGUUCAAAAGACAAGACAGCCAGGACAAGCACAGUGCCCAGGGGUUAAUCCUGUGUCACCCUUCCCAAAGCAGCCAUGUCGCAAUUCUGUACAAUGCCAGCUGGAGAGAGGAAGAUGCGUGCCGCAGCUAUUUGUCGAGAGGUCCACAGUGCCAAUGGUGACGCUAUGGACCUGGGGAUAAAGGUUAGCACUCCCAAAGACAUCAUGCUGGAGGAGCUGUCUCUGCAGUCCAAUAGAGGUUCCCGUCUUUUCAAAAUGCGCCAAAGGAGAUCUGAGAAGUACACUUUUGAAAGUAUCCAAAAUGAAGCAAACAUGCAGCUGAGUCAAGACAUUCUAACUGAGAACACAGAGAAAGACGAAAACAAAGAGGGAUUGAAAACUCUUCCUAACACAGGAAACCCACCAAAUACCGAUAGCAUUGCACCAGGAUAUGGGGGCCCCUUAAAGGACAUGUCAGCAGAGGCGUCUAACUCGACAGCUAUACCCAAGUCUUACCACUCGCCUUGGCAGCAGGCUAUCAUCAAUGACCCUGCCCUGGCCGAGACCCUAAACUUAAGGAUGCCCAUCCCAGAGCCCAGACCAGAAGCUCCUGACUACAAGAGCUUUAACAGGGUUGCAACACCAUUCGGUGGUUUCGACAAAGCCCCCCGGAGCAGUGGGAUCACAUUCAAACUACCUGAGAUAGACCUGAACCCCCCUAGCUAUCCUGAGCUCCAGGACCCAGGAAUGAAACGGCCCACCUUCAACAGAGUUGCCCAAGGAUGGAUAUCCGAUGGUGCCCCUAUCAUCCUGCCCACUGUACCCCUGGAACCUAUGCCCAUCCCUGAGUCAGAUGACCUUUAGAUGACCUAGAAAGACAAAGGAGCACUGUAACAACAAGAUCCCUUGCUGGCACCUCAAAUCAUAUCUGAUCUCCAGUUUAGGGCCGAAGCUGAAAUCAUGAUUAUUUAUAUGUACAACCAACUUGUGGUUUAAAAUAGGGUUCAUGCUGCCAUGUUUCAAUUAUGUGCCUUUUGCCUGAGCAAUGAACCGUAGUUAGUUUUGCACCACCUAUCAAGUGAAUAACAUGUAAAUAAAUAGCACACAUGACAUGAAAUUAUUAUUUUGGAUAUCAGAUAUCAGAAUAAGUUUUGUCUUUUAGUGAUGUAGACUGGUUGCCUGUUAUACAUUUAGAAUGGGCUUAGCAAUGUGCAAAUAAAUAUGUAAAUUAU